UAUGAAGACAAAUUAAAGCUCCAUAAAAACGAAUUGCAGUCCGCCCACAUCUUCUUCGCGCUUUCCUUCUUUGUAAACGCAAACCACUCUCAUCCCACCAAUAAACAAAAUGGCAACGGCAUAUAUGCGACCUCGAACGAUUGAGGUGCCCUUACAGCAUGAACAAUUGCUGGAGGUUACCUGUGAAGAUCUGCCGCCCAAUCCAGUCGAAUUGACUGAUAUUUUUCGACAAGAAAGCGUCUCAUUGACAUAUUACAGAAUGUUGGCGGUCGAGUACUAUCAUCAAAACAAGCUUCCUCAAAGCAUUCAAGUUUUAGAUGCGUGCAUCGAGACAGCAAACGAAUCGCCGCAUACGCAACCACGACAAAAGCUGCCACUAUUGACGCUUCUUGCAACACUCCAUAUGCGACUUGCCAAGUCAGCAGCGGAAGAAUCCGAACAAAAGUCAAUGCUUGAAAAGGCGUCCAAGUAUAUUCAAGAAGCGGAUCGCAUUCAUAACCAAUACGAGCAAACGAUGGUCCUGAAGGGCAACCUGUACCUCUUGAAACGCGACAUUAAAGAAGCUUCAAAAGCUUUUGAUAACAUUCUCAGCAUUCGACACAAUUGCGUUCCGGCACUGCUCGGCAAAGCAAAGAUACAAUAUCACUUACGCCAAUACAAAGACGCGCUCAAAAGUUAUCAAACGGCACUCGUCCAUGCACGACGCAACUUAUCUGCAGCAGAGAUACGACUUGGCUUGGCUCAAUGCUACGCACAAUUGGGAAUGACAAACGAAGCCAAGGCAGCAUUGACGCGUUGUGUACAGCUUGGUCAUAUUGCCAGUGCUACUGCUCUCGCUUUGCUUGCCAUUAUCGAACUCAAUCAAGCGAAAAAGGUUUCAGUGGAUUUGACUAAGCGCGAGAAUGCGCUUACAGAAGGUCUCGCCUAUAUCCAGGAAGCCCAUAAAGUCGACCCUAAACACCCGGUUGUCUUGAACAUGAUGGCGAAUCACUUUUUUUUGACAAGAGAUUUUGAAAAGACGAUCCAAAGUGGUACAAAAGCUUUGGACUCGGCGUCAAACCGCGUUGUAAAAGCCGAAGCAAUGUUUCAAGUCGCACGCGCUCAUCAUCAGAAGCACGAAUUCGAUGAUGCGUUCACCUAUUAUCAACAAUGCUUGGAUGUAAACCCAAAUCAUAUCUUAGCACAGUUUGGUAUAGGCCAAAUGCAUAUGAAGAGAGGUCAUCAUGAUGUUGCCAUACCUAUUUUUGAAAAGCUUCUACAGGCAGAACCCGGCAAUGAUGAGAUUAUGAAGAUUCUGGGUUCCUUAUAUGCUGCAUCUGGAAAAGAAAAAGAAGCAAUGACGCUUUUUUCACGGAUACUCGAAAGAUCCACCAAAGAUCCAAUGCUUGAGCUCGAGACAGCUGUUAUAUAUCAAGAAAAGGAUCAAAAGGUGGCACUGACCCACUACAAAAAAUCAUUGGACUUGUAUGAGAAGAACGCCGAGGAUAAAGAAAUUACCAGCCAAUACGACAGCGUCAAAGCCGAAGUUCUCAACAACGUUGCCGUCAUGAACCACACAAACGGAAUGUUGGAGGAAGCCGAGAAAUAUUACAGUAUGGCCAUUCAAGAAUACGAAAAACACGCCACUGAAGAUACCAAUGACCUAGAAAGCGAUGUCGACUUGAAGUUAACCAUGACGUUUAACCUUGGACGACUGUACGAAGAAAAGGGUGAUGUUGAUAAGGCAUUGACAAUCUACAAGACAUUGACGGAGAAUUACCCACAUUACUUUGAAGCACAUUUGCGAUUGGGUGCAAUUACUCGGUUCCGAGGUCGUACGGAUGAAGCAAUCGAACAAUAUAAAGAGGUGUUUGAUUCUGACGACAAGAACCCUGAAGCCUGGAUUAUGAUUGGUCAGGCACAGGCCACCAUCAAUGAGCGGUUAUGCAAGCGCGCAUUUGAAAAGGUGUUGAAGGACUGUGACAAGAAUGACGUAUAUACACACGUGGCAUUGGGAAAUUACCAUGCUUCUGUUGCGAGGGAGCUCAAAGGAGACAAGAACAAAAAACAGCGCGCUGAUUCGUAUAAACUUGCCAAUGGAUUCUUUUCCCAAGCCCUCAAGCGAGACCCGAAAAACACUUAUGCAGCAAACGGCUUAGCCAUCAUUUUGGCUGACAACGGCCAUAUCGAUCAAGCCCGUGAUUUAUUCAACCAAGUACACGAAUCCGCACCUAGCAACCCAUGCAUUUCGGUCAACAUUGGACAUAUAUUUGCUGAGCAAAAGCAAUUCCAACAGGCAGUGGUUAUGUACGAGAAUGCCAUCAAACGAUACCGCGACGAAAAGGAUACAAACUUGUUCCUAUACCUGGCACGCACACAAUUCCUUUUGGCAAGAUCCGAAAAAGAUCCAGUCAUCAUGCUCAAAUCACUGCGUAACUCUGAAAAAGCACUAAACUUGAACCCGCAAGACAGAACAACGCUCUACAACAUUGCCCUUGUCCAACAAUCCUAUUGUCAAUUAUUGGCAGACUUACCAAAGGAGCAGCGCAAGUCGGCGGAUAUGCGACGGGCCAUGCGUAUUCUAGACAGCAGCCGAGGUAUCUUUAAAUCUCUGGUCAAUGCUCCUCAACAAGAACACAUUCUUUACGACCGGAAGAUCGCAGAGCAGCGUGAAAAGUAUGGUGAGACUGUUCGCAACCAGCUGGAGCGCAAACUGCGAGAACAAAUCGAUCAUGAAGAAGAAUUGGAACACAAGCGACGAAGCAAUAUUGAUAAGAAGAGAAAGGCAGAGGGAGUGAAUGGUCAUUCACAUGAAGAUGAGCCAUCAUCAAAGCGUCAAUCAUAAAAGCAUAUAUAUUUUGUAAAUAAUAGUCAUCAUGAAAAGAAAAAGGAAACGUUUUAUCAUAUCAUACGAUUAUUGUAAUAUACAAGCAAU
Messenger RNA from Zychaea mexicana, 2914 nucleotides. RefSeq lists its product as uncharacterized. NCBI's taxonomy places the organism in Eukaryota, Fungi, Mucoromycota, Mucoromycetes, Mucorales, Lichtheimiaceae. Bases 110 to 2824 code for a protein of 904 amino acids. Gene Ontology annotation, molecular function: RNA polymerase II complex binding. The transcript has 12 exons. Gene Ontology annotation, cellular component: Cdc73/Paf1 complex. Gene Ontology annotation, biological process: regulation of DNA-templated transcription. The record is from RefSeq and is a predicted model, not a curated record.